AUUGUGAAGUGGUCCGACUGCUGUUUGCCAUUAGCUUGCAGACCUGGGGAUCCUUAUCAAUUAAUUGCUGAAGCAAGCGUGGAUGACUUCAGCAAGCUGGGGGUGGCGUUCAUGGAAGAUAGACUCCAGAUGGCGGAUGGAUUGGUACCUCAAAAGAUUGUUUCCGUGCACUUGCAGGACCAUGCUCUGAAGGCACUGGAGGAUCAGCCCCCUAACAAGCAAGCCCAGAUCCUACCGCAGAGUCCUAAACCUUCCGCUGAGAGUAAGCCUGAGCCGGACGUUAUGGAGCAUGUUGGUAGAGAUGACCCCAAGGUUCUUGGUGCACAACCCAUACCGGGGAAAGGGGGUGCCUCUGGCAGCGAACCUGCCGAGGAGGGUGACAGAGGAGUAGGCUCCGUCGAGCACUGUCCGCUCCAUCUGUCUAGUUGCCAUGAGUGUCUGGAGCUUGAGAAUAGCACCAUCGAAUCUGUGAUGUUUGCAUCUGCAGAGAACAUUCCAGAUCUUCCCUACGAUCACAGUGGCAGUUCAGAGGAUGUUGCUGAUGAUAUCCGCCUGGAGAGAGAAGGGAGGAGGGUCAACAUCACGGGAAAGGCCCCCAACAUCCUCUUCUACGUGGGCUCUGCCCCCCAGGAAGCGCUGGACAGGUUCCAGGAGGUCCGGUCAGUUCUGGCUGACUGUGUGGACACUGACAGCUAUACGCUCUACCACCUGUCACGGGAAAGUGCUCUCAGAGACCCGUGGUCAGACAACUGUCUGCUGUUGGUCAUUGCCACCCAGGAGGCUAUUCCCGAAGACCUUUCCCAGAAGUUCAUGGCCUACCUUUCUCAGGGAGGGAAAGUAUUAGGCCUGUGUUCGUCCUUCACAUUUGCUGGCUUCCAGAUGACGAGCAAGAGUGCACUCAAGGAAACAGUCCAGAACUUGGUUUUCUCCAAGGCUGACCAGACCCAGGUGAAGCUCAGCGUCCUGAGCAGUGGCGACGUUUUUGAGGAAGACCCUGGGGAGCGGCUCAGCCUGGGCAAGCUCAAGGGUCACCUGGAGAAUGAGGACCAGGACAGGCUGAUAGUGCAAGUGCCUUUUGGAACGCACGGAGGAGAAGCUGUUCUUUGCCAGGCGCACUUAGAACUACCUCCCAGUUCUUCCGUGGUGCAAGCCCGAGAAGAUUUCGAUCUGCUCAAAUCAAGCAACGCUAGAAGAUACGAAGUCCUUCGGGACAUCCUGACGACGCUCGGCCUGAACUGUGACAUAAGACAAGUUCCUGCCUUAACGCCUCUUCACCUGCUGCCGGCCGCUGAGGAAAUCUGGGAUCCUCUUAUGUGGUGGCUGGGGAGACAUGUGGAUCCUGAAGGAGUCAUAAAAUCCAGCAAGGUCUCCCUUAAGUUUCUUUCAUCCUACACGUCUGAAAUAGAAAUCACCCCAUCUGCUCUACCUGUGGUCACUGACGUGGAGGCCUUCUCUUCAGAAAAUUUUAACUUAGACAUCUACCGACAGAAUCUGCAGACAGAGCGACUUGGAAAAGUAAUUCUGUUUGCCGAAGUGACUCCCACCACCAUGAACCUUCUGGAAGGGUUGAUGUUUGAGAUCCCGCAGGAAAUGGGGUUAAUAGCCAUCGCAGUCCGCCAAACGCAGGGCAAAGGGCGAGGAGCGAAUGCUUGGCUGAGCCCCCUGGGAUGCGCUCUGUCCACCCUGCUCAUUUCCAUCCCACUGAGAUCCCAGCUGGGACAGAGGAUCCCCUUCGUCCAGCAUCUGAUGUCCCUGGCCGUGGUGGAGGCAGUGAGGUCCAUCCCUGAGUACCAGGAUAUCAACCUACGAGUGAAGUGGCCCAACGAUAUUUACUACAGUGACCUCAUGAAGCUUGGUGGGGUUCUGGUUAACUCGACGCUUUUGGGAGAAACAUUUUAUAUACUCAUUGGCUGUGGAUUUAACGUGAGUAACAGUAACCCUACCAUAUGCAUCAAUGAUCUCAUCACAGAAUACAAUAAGCAACACAGGACAGAGCUGAAGCCCUUAAGAACUGACAGUCUCAUCGCCAGAACUGUGACGGUGCUGGAGAAACUGAUCGACACAUUUCAGGACAAAGGGCCCAAUGGCAUUCUUCCCCUUUAUUAUAAGUAUUGGGUACACAGUGGCCAGCGGGUCCGCCUGGGAAGCCUCGAGGGGCCAGAGGUGUGGUUAGUCGGCCUGGAUGACUCCGGGUUCCUUCAGGUCCAGCAGGAGGACGGCGAGGUGAUGACCGUGCAUCCCGACGGCAACUCCUUCGACAUGCUGAGAAACCUGAUCGUCCCCAAACACCAGUAGCCAGGCCUGGGACCUGCGUGCGGCCUGCCUGGGGCCACCGCGCAGGAGGGCCACCGCAGCCAGCAUUCCAGUUCAUUCCUGCCGCCUUUCCUCGCCUAGGAUCUGGAAAACGGAUUUAGAGCUGUAGGCGAAGGUGGCCUCCCUCCCGUUCAUCUGCUUAAUUACUUCAUGUUGCUCUGUCUGCUGCCAUUUUUCUUGGCGUUUGCAGAUGUUCUGGGGUGGAGGGAUGACAAGCGGAAGAUUUAGUUCAGGUGAAACACCGCCACAGGUGUGAAAUCCUUCUCCCCCUUGGGCUCGGAUGGGUGUUUAUUGGCCAAAAAAAAAAAGUUUUUAUUUUGGAAAACAGCAAUGGAAUAAUUCAGAUGUUUCCCCGGUAGCAGAGACCUUCACUCCCAGACUAUUAAAAAACAGAUCCAAAAAAGCUUCCAGGCCCAGGCCGGCGAUGAGAUAGAGGUUUGGUGACCCCGUUUACGAGCAUUCGGGGAGGUGUUUUCUUAGAGGAACAUGCAUUGGCACUUGGUCGUUGUUUUAUUUGUUUGCUAAUAAGAAAAGAGACGGUAGACUCGUGAGCGUUAAGUCUGGGCCCAGUGGUUUGAGGGUGUCCCUGGUGUGGUUGCAGUGACCUUGUAGAGGAGAUCGGUUACUUACUUCGACAUUAAUUUAUGAGCUCUCUUUUCCUAAGUUUGAACUCACGGCAGAUUCUGAAGGGACGGGAUCAAGUUCAAGAUCCUUAAGGCGUUGAUUAGUCCUCGUGUGCAUGUGGGGUGGAUGAUUGGGCCCUAACAGUUGGAGACGAAGACUCAGGCAUAUACCCCACACGAGGGAGGAUUUGGAGCUUCUAAGCCUGUGGUGGGCUCGCUUUGAAGUCUGGAGCAUUCCUGAAAGACCCUUUGGUGCACAGAAUGUAGCAGUACGUGGCAUUUUAUUUGUAAGUCGUAAUUUUUUUGCCUCCCCUUUCCUUAAAUUGCCAAGAAACAAAAUGCAGCUGAUACUGAACACCAUCAUUUAAGGGUGUGUGUGUGUGUGUGUGUGUGUGUGUGUGUGUGUGUGUGUGAAGCUUUAAAAAGAAGACUUCAAGAUCUGAUGCCCUAAAAGUCUCCCUGGAAGAACAAAAGAAAGGAAACCUUUUGAUAUGCAUUUGCGAUCUCCAGAUGCACUCCAUGCUUUCUCCACGUCACUGCUAUCUCUGAACUUGUGAAUCACACACGGUCCUUUUCAGCCUUAAAAGGCCAAUUUUUUGCCCACUUUCUUCCCUUCCUGCCAGUCCCAACUGAAAUUAGUGGAAAGAAAACUCGAUGGAGCUCUCGGCUUUGAACAGAAUCCCCUCAUUGAACACUAGCACCAGCUUGACCCAGUCAGGCCAAUUCCAGAAACUCGUGGUUUUCAGUAUAAAAUCUGCCUACCUUUAGCCAGGCACAGGCAGCACCAUAGGAAGGGGCGGGGGGGAAUAGCGUGUUUAGUUUAGUACACCAACCCAAUAUGUGUUUUUUGGAAAUGGAACUUUAAAAGAACUUCAGAAGUAAUUUUUGCAAAUAAGGCUUCCGUUAGAAUUACUUUUCUCAAAAAAAAAAAAAUGCUCUCUCCUAUGUGUCCAAGUCUUCUUUUGGAACUAGUGACAAGUUUCAAUAAAAGUCCACAGCACCCCAAAAUCACCAAAUGGACUCACCCUUGAGAGAGGGCAUCUGCAAAAUAUCAUCAGGAGGAAAGAUCUCCAGGCUAAUGUUGCAAGUUUCAUUUCUCAAAGUUUGUAACAUAAGGCAAGUCAUCUCUCAGAGCUGCCAUUGUUACUGUUUGAAUUUCUUUGGGGGGUUCUUUAAUGAAAAACAUGCUAUGUUUUGUUUUAAGCUGAAGUCCCAUUCUAGACAGUUCUGCUUUGGGGGGAAAAUGUUAUCAUUUAAUUUCCUUUCUGUAAAUUAAAACUAAUGAUGUGUGGCCGUGUCAGUGCAGAUGGAGAUGAUCCGGGCAUGCUGCUUGGCCUCUGGGCUUUCAAGACUGUUUCUUGCUUGUGCCGCCGCACAGUUGUCUUGGGAGAGACAAAAUAGACUUGAAGCAGAUGAUACGUUUUCUGUAAACCCGAUCUUGCCUCCUAUGAACCAAAGACUUUUGAAAUUCUGCUUCAUCUAGAAGCGCUGAAUGAAAGCAUCUUCCUUAGAGCUAUUAGCGUUGGGGAAAUUACCUGCCUGCCGCACUACCCUCAUGGCUCGGGGGCCUUUGCGCACCUGGCAAUCUCGAAUCUCGAGGAGCUUUAAAGUCUUAACAGAAACGUUGCAUGUUCUUCAUAAUCUUUAAAACACGGCAGCCGAACUCAGGACUGGCAUGCGCUUCCAGGGCCCUGGAUUUGCUCGCAAGUUCAGAGGCCCUGCCGCGAGCAUCUACCUGGUUAUGUCAAAAAAAAAAAAAAAAAAAAAAAAAAAAGGCAAGACCUCCUUGCUUCUGGGCUGGCCACAGAUUUCAGGGGAAGCCCUGGGAAAGCUCCCCCUGAAUGUGCACAAGGAAGUUUCCCCUCGUACACAUCUUUUUCCCAAAAGGCCUUCCGGCGGCCCCUACCAAAGCAGCGCCCCUUGACCCUGGGCGAAGUCGCAGGAUUCGUGUCUGGUCCGAAACAGUCGGUGGGGGGCGCUCCUGCAGACUUUGCCCGAUGUGGGAAUAAGUGGGCCGAUGGGGGGGGGGGUGCGCACAAGCCCAGGUGCGGGGAGCAUGCAGCCUCCAGACCCCGGGCCCCCCACCUACCCCCGCGGGGGUGGCCUCUGUAGUUGCCCCUGCCCUGGAGUCUAGGAAGCCGGGGAGAAGCCAGCCUCCCCCAGCGGCUUCAGAACGCAGCAGGAGACGUUUUCGGCUUGCAUUCGGGAAGGUCUGCUUGCUCUUAACAGGCAGCACGCGGAGAAUCCUUAUUCCUGGGUUAUGACUAUGCACCUCUGAAAUUUUAAAAAGCGUAAGCCUUCGCAUUUGUACCUUUUCCAAGAAUCGUCUCAGAAAAGUAAUUACUUUAAGCCAAUGCCUGUAAGAAGCAAGUCUACCAAAAUAAACUUCAAGAUUUUCUGUACA
This is a messenger RNA of Ailuropoda melanoleuca (giant panda), 5340 nucleotides long. It is a transcript of the gene HLCS, whose product is annotated as holocarboxylase synthetase. The record is from RefSeq and is a predicted model, not a curated record. The transcript is spliced from 9 exons. Gene Ontology annotation, cellular component: cytoplasm. Gene Ontology annotation, molecular function: biotin--[biotin carboxyl-carrier protein] ligase activity. Gene Ontology annotation, biological process: protein modification process. The coding region runs from base 112 to 2295 and encodes 727 amino acids. NCBI's taxonomy places the organism in Eukaryota, Metazoa, Chordata, Mammalia, Carnivora, Ursidae.